Messenger RNA from Gekko japonicus, 933 nucleotides. Its product is annotated as vascular endothelial growth factor receptor kdr-like. The transcript is spliced from 7 exons. Lineage: Eukaryota; Metazoa; Chordata; Lepidosauria; Squamata; Gekkonidae. The record is from RefSeq and is a predicted model, not a curated record. The coding region runs from base 1 to 933 and encodes 310 amino acids.
AUGGCGAUGUACAAGGACAGCAGCCCGAUUGCUGAGAACAGCUCCUGCUACGAACUGGACCCUCUGAAGUACAGGCUGGUCAUAAGGGAUCUGAGAGCAAAGCAUGCUGGGAACUACACCAUAUCCCUGAGCAACGCUAAGCACGGCCUCUAUGAAAACCUCACCAGUCGUCUGGUUGUAUUGGAGAGACCCAAAAUUUAUGAAAAGGAGACAGAUUUAGACAAGAACAAAGACCAAGACCUGUUCACAAAAGGGGGAGAAUACAGCCUCAAGUGCACAGCAAGCGGGACACCUCUUCCCAGCAUCCAGUGGGCGUGGGAGGCGUGCGGCCCUCAAGACAACCUCUGCCAAGAACAGGGGCGAAGAACAGCAGUGAACCAAAUCACCGGCCACGGAGCCAACACAAUCAAGAGCAUAGAGGAAAAGCAUGUCCGGCAAGGUGACAAGGAUAAGAUCAUCAGCAUCCUGACAGUCACAGCAAGCAAUGUCUCAGGGAUCUACUUCUGUAUUGCUUCUAACAAGGUUGGCACAGACGAAAGAAGCAUCAGGUUCUAUGUCUCAGAUAUGCCAUCCAAACUUCAGACGGAUCAGCAGAUCACUGCGAUCGUGGCGAGCAAUGUUCAGAUGACUUGCAAAGCCAACAAGUACCUCUACAACCACCUCUCUUGGUAUGAUCCCACCUCGCAGGCCAUUCCUGUCGCCUUGACCCGGCAGAAGGUCGAUAACUACUCCAUUUCCUUGAUGCUGGAUAUUCAGAAUGUUUCGCAGGCCCAUGCCGGGCUGUACAAGUGCAGAGCCCGAAGUCAUCUGACCAGCACUGAGGAGCUGGAGAAAAGUACCUUGCUCCGCAUCAAAGACCUUGGCAUGAGCAGAGCAGAGUGCAUCCGCACCUUCCUCAUUGUGCCACGCCAAGCAGUCACUCGGGUAGCUUGA